GCACUCGACGUCCUCGUCUCUGCUUUGUAUAGCUGCAAGGUCAAGGCCGUUAACGUUGACUCCGACGAGAUCGUUAACAAGCGAAUCAGAAACCAAGGAUACCAAGAGAUCCGCCCUCAAAACAGCUUCUUUGUCUUUGCUCGGGCUUUCGAGCGCUUCGUAUCUCCGGGCGAGAACAUCAGACAGACCUCGCUCCGGAUGUAUACGAAGAUCGUCUGGCACAAGGUGCUCACUGAAUGUCAGCGGCUCUUGUUUAAGGCGAUACACGAGGAGAUGAAUGACUUACAUAUGAUCAUUCAUCCCAAGUACAAGUACGUUCCUAAGCCCCACGAGCCGGAACGCCAACAAUCCCCGGUUGCUAAUGGCGAACAACUAAGCGCUGUACCGUCUUCUUCUUCUGUGAGCAGUCAGAGUACCCAAGCCAAGCACGCCAACGCGGAUGCUAAUGCAGACAGCCGUCCAGCGAAACGGCAGUGCUUGGCUACGGAGAAGACGGCAGCUGCUGCCCAACAAGUCAUUACAAUUCCUGAGGAUGUUCCGAAUGCUGCUGAGGGCAGUGGUCUCGACGGACCACAUCACAUGGGCUAUCACAGUGCUGGGAAUGUGUCAACGGUCGCUCCGUUCAACAAUCCACCCCCAGCUCCUGUCGAUCAGUCUGAUCCUUAUGGUUUCUCGCUACAGCUGCAACAGCAAUACCCGGAAGAUCUACAGUUGGCCGUGCAUCAAGCGGCCCUGAAACCCCCGAGUUUCACCAAUCAUCUGAAUGAAUCAACUGGCUUUUCGUACAAUCUCCCUUCCGCUACCCUGAGCCAGUGGUCUGAUCCUUACAAUUGUCUCUUGCCACCCCCAGCUGAUCCGACCUCGAGCGAAAUGGAUCCUUCCCUAGUUGUCGAUUCGUUCGACGUCAAUAAUCAGUACGCCGAGGCCGCCAGAAGCAGCAAUACCGCCGCUGCACUUGCCCUGCCUGAGGCCCCGAUCCCGGAAGACGACUCUGGUUCCCUGGACUAUCUGUUUUACGAGAUGCCCGAAGAUAACUCGAACUCUUUGGACUCUCUGCCCGUCGAAAUACCCGAAGAUGAUUCUGAGUCCCUUGACGAUCUCGUUCUGGAUGAUAUAAUCGUUAUCGACUAGGGACGAUUGCUGCCACGCUGUGUCUGUGUCUGUGUUUGCUGAGCUUGUUCUGUGGAGUUUUUGGAGUUUUUGGAGUCUCUGUUUAGUAUUAUCGGUGGGUUUUUUUAUCAUACCUGGUGCUUUGUGCUUUUUUUUGUUUUGUAUAUUGUUUUUGUUGGGUGUUUUGGUUUUUUUUGAUUUUGUAGUU
This is a messenger RNA of Myxozyma melibiosi, 1318 nucleotides long. RefSeq lists its product as uncharacterized. The transcript has a single exon. The record is from RefSeq and is a predicted model, not a curated record. Bases 199 to 1131 code for a protein of 310 amino acids. NCBI's taxonomy places the organism in Eukaryota, Fungi, Ascomycota, Lipomycetes, Lipomycetales, Lipomycetaceae.